AUGGGCAACUGCAUGUGCAAAUCCUCCAAAGGCGGAACCUCCGCCGAAAAACGGAAUGCGUCUCCCUACUCACCCCCAGCACCUCCCCCAAGCAAAGAACAGAGCCAGGAGCGGAUCAUGCAACCUUCCGACGCUGCUCCACGCAUCGCGACGCCUAUUCCAAACGUGAGCGCUUUUGAUGAUGAGAUUGUUCAGAUUGGGGACGUUAGGUACAUUCCUCCUGAUGUCACGCAUCCACCGUGGGAGGCGAGCUCUUCUCACGUGGUCGACGCCUUGGAGAUUCAGAUGGAGGAUGGGACUGUGUGGCGGUCAGGUUUCUAG
Molecule: messenger RNA, 321 nt
Organism: Fusarium coffeatum
Lineage: Eukaryota; Fungi; Ascomycota; Sordariomycetes; Hypocreales; Nectriaceae
Exons: 2
Coding region: 1-321 (106 amino acids)
Source: RefSeq, a predicted model, not a curated record